UUCACGUUCUGACGUUCGGCUUCGGCUUCGAAGUUCGAACAGUGGACCGUUGUCGAAGGAUGUGUCUCCUUUGUUUAUUUGUUAUAAAAUGUAGAACUGUGCAAGUUUAUUUUUAUCUAUGAAAUUUGUGGGCUAGUGUUGUGUGAUUUUUCUAAACUACAGGAAUGGAACACUUGAUUAGUUUAUUCAACCCGAGUCUUGAAGAUUUGGAUGAGGAAACUGUAACUGGGACGGAACAAAAACAGCAAGAAUAUAGUGAUGUAUCGACCCAAACGCACACUGGUCCGGCCGUUUGUGACAACUCCCUCGAUAGCGGUCAGAGCUGCUUACCUCCCGAGCCACAAGCGGGAAACAUAGAAUACAAAUUAAAGAUUAUUAAUCCUUCUCGGCAGAGAUUUGAACAUUUAGUUACGCAAAUGAAAUGGCGACUUCGAGAAGGCCAAGGAGAGGCGUUUUACGAGAUUGGUGUUGAGGACAAUGGCGUUCUUGCAGGUUUAGACCUGUACGAGUUAGAGCUUAGCAUUCAAACGUUAAGGCAGAUGGCCGAUAGAUUGGGUGCUUCAACACAAAUCUUGCGAGAAAGGCGUUUGGAAAAUGGACGAUUCGUUACUGAAGUGUUAAUUAGAAAGGUUCCGGAACAUCAAGACGCUAUCGAAAUUUGUGUGGCAGUUCUAGGUAAUAUUGAUGUAGGGAAAUCGACUUUAAUAGCGGUGUUGACACACGGGAUCAUGGAUAAUGGACGUGGGCGGGCAAGACUACAUGUAUUUCGUCAUUUGCAUGAAAUAUUGACUGGACGUACCUCAUCAAUAUCUCACGAGAUUCUAGGUUAUAAUAACCAAGGAUGCCCAGUCCUUAAUGAUUAUAACCGAUUGACCGCUGAAGAAAUUUGCGAGUUAUCUACUAAGUUGGUUUGUUUUCUGGAUUUGGCUGGCCAUCGAAAAUACAUUCACACCACAAUUAAAGGCUUGUUAGGUUACUCUCCUCAUCAUGUAAUGCUUGUGAUAUCCAGCACAUCAGGGGCAGUGGAAAUGACAUUGGAGCAUCUUACUAUUGCCAUUGCGCUAAAAGUGCCCUUUUUCAUAGUUAUAACUAAAAUCGAUAUCCUUCACCCUAGUCAAGCGUUAACGAAUUUGGAAACUAUUCUUAAGCAAGCUGGAUGCAGACGGAUUCCAAUAAUUGUUAACGAUUAUGAUGACGUCAUCACGGCAGGAACAAACCAGCUGAAAGAAAAUACGGUACCGAUAUUUUGUGUUUCUACUGUUACCGGGCAAGGUCUUGAUCUAUUAGUUAAGUUUCUGUACGUAUUGCCACCGGGUAUUAAUUCGAAGGAAUUGGAACGACUACAGCAAAAAUUACCAGAGUUUCAAAUUGAUGAAAUUUUUCGGGCCGGCGAUUUGGACCAGGUUCUGUGCGGAUUAUUGUCGGCAGGGGUUCUCGUGGAAGGUUCUCCGGUUCAAAUAGGUCCACAUGCCGAUGGUUCCUUCACAAAGGCCAAAGUGAAAUCAAUUCAUCGCAAUCGUGUACCAUGCCGUAUGGUUCGUGCUGGUCAAAGUGCAUCAAUCUGUUUAGAUAUUCCGGUAGAUAAUUUGCGUGCUGGGAUGUUUUUAUUGAGUCCUGUAGAAAAAGCACGAGGGUCACUCUACUUCCAAGCAAAAGUGACUGUUUUAUUUCACGCUACGGGUAUUUCUGAAGGGUUUCAGGUUACCGUUCACAUAGGACACAUUAGACAAACAGCUAUUAUUACUGGAAUCUUUGCAUCAAAGUGCUUACACACGGAUGACAUCGAUUCAGUCAUGUUUAAGUUCCAAUGCCAUCCCGAGUUUGUAUGCAAAGGCCAACGCAUUCUCUUUAGAGAUGGCAGUUCAAAAGGCAUAGGCGAAAUUACGCAAGUUUUCCCAUUCAACGGUUAAUUUAUUUUAAUCCUUUCGCUUUUUUUAUUUGUUAUACAGAUGAUCUGUUUUAUGUUUUUGUUCGAAAUUUAGGUUUUAUUUGGUUUUACAUUGUUUAUUAUGUGGUAUUUUUAUUUGAAUGACAGCAAUUUGAAAUCUGGUACAUUUUUUUAGUAUAUUAAAAACCUUGCAAUCAAUUUUUAAUAUAGGUAUUAAUGAUGUGUUCUGUCAUAAUAGUAUUAGGUCGUUUUAAGGUAUUUCAAUGCUUUGGAAAUUACAGUAGUAAAAAUAUGUGCCAGAUUUAAAAUUGUUCGGACGGUCUGUAUGUAAUGAUGAACUGGCUAGGUCUAUGACCAGCACAAGGUUAAUAUUUUUGCCUGUUUUUAAAGUACAACUGAUGACCCAAAAAAUUCAGUUGUAAAAGCACUUUGAAAAAUACGAUUUUUUUAUGAGCACCGUGUAUAUAGCAGUAACUUGAAUUACAAUUUUACAUUUAGAAAACACGAUCUUUUAAGUUUUCAAAACUGUAAAAAUGUAAAACUUUUAAAACAAAUUAAUUUUGUAUGUCUGCUUUCCUGUUACUAUUUAACCAAAAUAAAUUUUCGCAUAGAAUUAAACAAAUAUUUGCUUUUAAAUUACAUAUCAAACAUACAAAAAAACGAUAUGGGAAGAGUACCUUACAUAUUCUACAAAGUUCUUUAAUUAAUACACAAUUUUCAAGUUUUGCAGUUUUAUGAAUGUGAUGAUUACCAAAUCAAUUUAAUAUUUUAUAGUGAGAUCAAACAAUAUUUGUUAUUUUGUUUGUUAAUAUUCCAAGGGUACAGUAAUAACAUGAUUCGGAAGGUGGAAUACAAUUUUACAUAAUAUUUCUGUGUACAGUGUAAUAAAGUUCUUGCAAUAAGUAUUUUUGUAGUAGUUUUAAGUAAAAACUAUUUUUUAUUUACGUGUUUUCUAUAUGACACUACUUUUAGUAGCAAUGUGAUUCAUUACACUAUCGAGAUGUGAUCAGUAUUAAUAAGGAUCUUUGUGAAAAAUGAGUAACAUAAGUUCUUUCUCACGACUCACUAACAGAUUUUAACAUAUUGGAGAAGAUGAACAGAACAAAGCUAAUAUUCUAGUGAAGAAUUGUUGGUGAAUUUAUAUUUAUAAUGUUUUAUACGAUUGUAAAUUAUUGCUACAACUUAUAACUGAUCUCGAAAUAAAGAAAUUACAAUUUCA
Messenger RNA from Photinus pyralis (common eastern firefly), 3107 nucleotides. Its product is annotated as GTP-binding protein 2. The record is from RefSeq and is a predicted model, not a curated record. NCBI's taxonomy places the organism in Eukaryota, Metazoa, Arthropoda, Insecta, Coleoptera, Lampyridae. Gene Ontology annotation, molecular function: translation elongation factor activity; GTP binding; GTPase activity. Gene Ontology annotation, biological process: translational elongation. The coding region runs from base 165 to 1910 and encodes 581 amino acids. The transcript has 7 exons.